Molecule: messenger RNA, 2109 nt
Organism: Diabrotica virgifera virgifera (western corn rootworm)
Lineage: Eukaryota; Metazoa; Arthropoda; Insecta; Coleoptera; Chrysomelidae
Product: trafficking protein particle complex subunit 13
Exons: 7
Coding region: 76-1431 (451 amino acids)
Cellular component (GO): TRAPPIII protein complex
Source: RefSeq, a predicted model, not a curated record
CUUAGAUGAGUUCUUAACUUUGUUAACCUAUAAACAUAAACAUCAAAAUAAUAUAUUUUAAACUUAAUUUUAAAAAUGGAAUCUGAAGAACAUACAAUGGCAUUAAAAGUGAUGAGGCUGACUAGGCCUACCUUAGCAAGUCCCCUACCCAUUACUUGUGAUAGUAAAGAUUUGCCAGGUAAUUUACUGAACAAUGCCUUGCAGCAAGAUCCUACUUCUGUAGAAGGCACUGAAACCUUAUCUGUAGGACAAUUUUUGCUUUUACCACAGACUCCAGUUAAUAUAUAUUUAGGAGAAACUUUCUCCAGUUAUAUCUGUGUUUAUAGUGAAGCUAAAGAAACUGUUAAAAAUGUUAAUGUCAAAGUUGAUUUGCAAACUAGUGCUCAAAGAUUAUCAUUGUCUUCAAAUCCAACUACAGAUCAACUUCCCCCUGAUAAGACAAUUGAUAUUGUUAUACAUCAUGAAGUAAAAGAAAUAGGAACACAUAUAUUAAUAUGUGAAGUUACAUAUCAACCAUCGGAUGGCGCUCCCAUGUCAUUUAGGAAAUUUUUUAAGAUUAUGGUUUUAAAGCCAUUAGAUGUUAAGACAAAAUUCUAUAAUGCUGAAAAUGACGAUGUAUAUUUAGAAGCACAAGUACAAAACAUAACAGCUGGUCCUAUAUGUUUAGAAAAAGUGGCUCUAGAUGCUUCACAUUUAUUUAAUGUGGUUUCACUAAAUUCAAAUACAAAAGGUGACAGUAUAUUUGGCAAAAUGACCAUUCUUCAACCUCAAGCUAUCUGCCAAUUCCUGUAUUGCCUAGUGCCUAAUGAAAAAUUAUCGUCAGAUUUAAAAUCAUUAAGUGGAGCAACAAAUAUUGGUAAAUUGGAUAUUGUCUGGAGAUCCAAUUUGGGUGAGAGAGGAAGACUGCAAACUAGUCAACUUCAAAGGAUGAGUCCUGAAUAUGGAGAUAUAAGAAUGACAAUAGUAGAACUGCCAAAUUUCGUUACUUUGGAGGAACUUUUUACUUUCAAAUGCAAACUUAUUAACAAUUGUGAGCGGACAGUUGAGCUUAUUAUUUAUUUAGAAAACGUAGAAGGUAUUGGGUGGUGUGAUAUUUCUGGAAGACAACUAGAACCCCUGCUUCCCCAUUCCCAUACCGUUUUAGAAUUCAGAUGCAUUCCAUUGCUCCCAGGACUGAGAACACUUUCGGGAAUAAAAUUACUGGACACGUUCCUAAAACGUACAUAUACCUAUGACGAAUUAGGUCAGAUUUUCGUUGUUGCCGAUCAUAAUACACAAGAGACAUCCGAUAAUAAUACAAAAGAGACAUCCGAUCAUAAUACAAAAGAGACAUCCGAUAAUAAUACAAAAGAGACAUCCGAUCAUAAUACAAAAGAGACAUCCGAUCAUAAUACAAAAGAUACAUCCGAUCAUAAUACAAAAGAGACAUAAUAAAGUGAUUAAACUAUGUAUAUAUCGAUAUUAUAAUUAUUUUGUUGAGUUAUCAGUUUAAAAUAUUUAAAGUUUGUGAGAUUUGAACAGUUAUACAACUUGUUUGAAACUUUAACAUCAUUUGUAAUUAGAAAUACACUUGAAAUUUUUACAACAAAAUUACCUGUUGGAUAUUCAGCACCAUCUUUAGAGCUACGCAUUAAGGCAUUAAUUAUUGCGUACUAUCACGUCAUCAGAUAAGAAAAGCAUUGUAUCAUCAUCGUCCAAGGACAAAUAGAGGGACGAAAGAAGAAAUCUUGGCUGAGAAAUAUCAGAUAUUGGACUAACCGGUGUUGAACAAAUAUUUUAUGUUGCAAAAGAUAGGGAAGUGUUUAAAGAAGUGAUCGUAAACCUUCGUUAGAAGAUCGUACAAUAAGAAAAAGAUGACAUUAUCAAAUCAAGAACAGUAAAUGAAUAGUACCUACGAGUGAAAGUAAGCUCAAAUGUAUGACCCUUUAUUCUUUAUGCCAAAAUUAAAUAUAUAACACUAAAUAUUUUAAACAUCAUAAUUAGUCCUAAUGUUCAGUUUAAUAUUUAUUUUUAACUUUAAACUAUGACCUUAUAAUUAUUGUAAUAAAUAUAAUUUUUAUAUGUUCUUUUAAUAUGUAUAUAAAUGUAAUAAAAAACGUAUUUAUCAAA